Limulus polyphemus (Atlantic horseshoe crab) is the source of this 497-nucleotide messenger RNA. RefSeq names its product D-tyrosyl-tRNA(Tyr) deacylase 1-like (gene Dtd). The transcript has 4 exons. Gene Ontology annotation, biological process: tRNA metabolic process. Gene Ontology annotation, molecular function: D-tyrosyl-tRNA(Tyr) deacylase activity. Bases 169 to 459 code for a protein of 96 amino acids. Gene Ontology annotation, cellular component: cytoplasm. The record is from RefSeq and is a predicted model, not a curated record. Lineage: Eukaryota; Metazoa; Arthropoda; Merostomata; Xiphosura; Limulidae.
GUAUUAUUUUAAUUAUAUGCAAUAUUUAUGGAGUGUUCGAAAGCCUUUUGUAUAUUUGUGGUUUAAACUAACUUAAUGAUUAAUUAUUUGUUUUAAUGUUUUCCUUUGAAAAUAGUGUUAUAAAAAGCUUAAAAUAAUUAUCACAACUGCUGAGUUUAAUGCAGAAACAUGAAAGCGGUUGUUCAGAGAGUCGUGAAGGCUAGCGUUUCAGUGAAUAAUGAGGUGGUGAGCUCAAUUGGGAGAGGAUUAUGUGUUCUUAUUGGAAUAUCACGAGAUGAUACCCCAAAGGAUAUGGAGUACAUGGUAAGAAAGGUUUUAAACCUGCGACUAUUUGAUGAUGCAAAUGGAAAGAGGUGGAACCACAGCAUUAAGGAUAAAGGGUUUGAAAUCCUAUGUGUAAGUCAGAUGGAGUAUUUGGUGCUUACAUGCAAGUCGAUAUACAAAAUGAUGGACCUGUGACAGUGCAAUUAGACUCCUGCCCACAACAGCCGACAAAG